GCGCCGACGAAAACAUACCUAAGGUAAACAUCGGCUUCCUUCUAUCAACCAAUCUCAAGGUUGUUUGAAAUCUCAUACUCUUUCAAUCAAAACCGACGUUCUUGGAAAUGACCUUCCUAAGAAUAAAAUUUCAAUCAAAUCUUCACCACCACCAGACUUUGUUCUCCAGGCUCCAGAAAAGCCAUCGACGUCAUCGGCCUAGCUAAUUGGUAGAAUACAAAUGUCACCCUUUUAUAUAAGACCCAAGAAUCAUGGAUAAUUCGAAAGCUAGGCGUGUAUUAGAGUGGGAUCUACUCUCAGUUCCAAUUUUCAAGUUCCAAGUUCCAGCUCCACGUUCUAUAAGUUGCGAGAACUCCCACCACCCGAUGAAUCUCAUACCUGAGAAUUAGGCAGUUGCUGUGCGCUGAUUGCAUAAUGUCAACCGAUGAUGAGCGAAAGAGAGAAGGUCCUCUGGGCGAAAACAUACCUGGUACCAAGCUCACGGAUGUCCUUCCCAUUCCUCCAACGAUGCAGCCUGUCAGUGAACCCGAGAAGCACGAAAAGGCAAACGAUAUAGGCGAAGAACCUACUUUAUCGCAUGCCUUGGCGACGACCGAUUACGAAGAGAAAGGUUUAGCCCAACAAAAGCAUGAAGAGGAGGUAGUUGAUUUAGGUUGGAAUGAGAAGAAGCACGAGAUCCCAGCGCCUUUAGUCGGAGGGUUGGACAACGAAGAUUUAUGGCUCCUCAUUCGUAGGUUUGACAAGCAAAUAUACCAUGUCAAGGAAAUUCCUACUGUGGUACCUGGAGAUCUGGAUCUAAAUAUCGCCGACGACGAGGAAUUCUCUCCCGAUAAACUACGCUCCAAUACCGAGCGUUUUUAUAUGACAGUUGUGGUAGGAUUACUGGCGGCUGUCAAACAUGUUGCACGCUUACGAUCGUGGCGCGAGACUCAACGGACAUCAUGCUUUUGCGCGGCUUAUUUCAUCGCAUGGGCGCUCGAUUUACUUGUUCCGCUUCUAACAUUGAUUUUGGUCUCCUUGAUUGUCUACCCGCGGUCGAGAGGUGUUCUAUUUCCACCAGCGCCCCUUGCUUUGGUAGACACCAAAACCGGUGGCGUGCAGAAACCUAAGGCGGGCGUUCUUGGUAGUACAGAAAGCCCGACUGGAGCACCACAGAACUUGAAGGGCGAAGCUGUUGAACAGGAAGCGAGCAACUUCUUCAACAGCUUUACUUCCGUCGUAGUUACGAGCGCUACGGGGAAACAUCCACAAGCAUCACCCUCGGCAGAGGAAGGCUCUCCUGAUAAUGCCGUACCCGAUCCUACGGGAAUAACGGUGGCGGCUGCUGAGGCUAAAGAUGUCGCAGCCGGAAGUAAAGGUAGUCCGGAACAUGAUAAGACUAAGGUUCCCGUCGAGACGGCAAUGUGGACAAAGAUGAGGCCGAUUAUGCACGGCAUCGCAGAUGUAUCGGACACUUGGGAGCGAUUUGCAAAUGCUCUUUCUCCUACAUCGCCGUUCCCAAGAGAUGUAUACAGACUCAGGCUUGCUGCCUUGAUAGUUCCUCUCUUCCUCAUAUCACUCUUCGUCACGUCGUACAUGUUCAUGAAAGGAAUGACAUUUGGAGCAGGCUUCGGCUUUUUCGGGGAUCCGGUUAUUGCUCGCGGAUUGAAGUGGCUUAACCUCGCAUUCCCCCGCUGGCAGAAGCUCCUAGAGCUUCGCAAUACCGUUCUCAAAGGCGUGCCAACUAAUGCGCAACUGGCACUUACACUACUUCGGAUAGGCGAGGCGAAUAAGGCACCCCUACCGCCUCCUCCACGUAUCAGCGAGCCGCCUCCCGAGCGACCUACGGAGGUAACCGACGCAGAAUUACGGGCGACGGGGGCCGAACCGCCACUAAAUGCGACCGAAGAGGAACUUCGAAAUGCUAUGGAGCACGAUCCGCAGAUGGCGUACGAAACCGGUGGUUCGGAUAUAGACGCCGCGAAGGAUUCAUCUAAGAAUAGCAAGCGUGGAAGUAGGAUCAUUGGAUUCUUCAAGGGAACAACAAAAGGCGCAGUGAAGGCGGUCAUAGGAACCGAUCACGCUCGGGCUAAGACGGGAUCUCACCACGCUAGGAACCGUCUGGGCGCUGUUCCACGGCCGAACGCCAGCCGCGUUUCCGGACCCAUCGACUUCAAGGGUCGCUGCAACGGCAAGAAAGGACAUGUAUAUAUCACGACGAAAUCUACGAUCCCCGCCGUAUCAUUCAGCACAGACGAAACAAUCGAGAAGAUCGGCUCGGCGGAUCGAGAAGAUUUGCAUCCUUUAUGGACUGUGGCAAUCAACGAUAUCGCUGAGAUUAAGAAAGUUGGUGGAUAUGGAUGGAAGGCUAAAAUGGUUGUCGGCUGGUCUUUGGGUAGGGAGGUGGCCGACGGGCUUGAGAUCACGGAUCGGAUGGGGAACGUGCGUCGCGUUAUGGCGCUACCGAUGAGGGACGAAUUGUUUAACCGUCUCGUGGCGAUCGGAAUACAUAAAUGGGAGGCCUGGUGAGAGGCCCAGGGCCAUCAACGUCCUGGUAUUUCCACGUGUCUAACAGAGAAGGUCUUGUAGUCUACUUUACAAUCGAGAUACCAGCCAGUGACUAGAACUCUGCUGAUACGGAGGAUGUUAUAGUCCAUAGCGCUGCUUAGAUUUCGAAUUGGUCGUUCAACCGCUCUAUUCCGUAUUAGAGU
This is a messenger RNA of Daldinia caldariorum, 2690 nucleotides long. RefSeq lists its product as uncharacterized. The record is from RefSeq and is a predicted model, not a curated record. NCBI's taxonomy places the organism in Eukaryota, Fungi, Ascomycota, Sordariomycetes, Xylariales, Hypoxylaceae. The transcript is spliced from 5 exons. Bases 415 to 2508 code for a protein of 697 amino acids.